Drosophila novamexicana is the source of this 1848-nucleotide messenger RNA. RefSeq names its product meiosis-specific nuclear structural protein 1. Gene Ontology annotation, biological process: cilium organization. The record is from RefSeq and is a predicted model, not a curated record. Bases 77 to 1480 code for a protein of 467 amino acids. Lineage: Eukaryota; Metazoa; Arthropoda; Insecta; Diptera; Drosophilidae. The transcript has 2 exons. Gene Ontology annotation, cellular component: motile cilium.
UCUUUAUAAUACAUAUUGCUACAUCAUUUUAUUUUACAUUAUUUAUAUAGUUUUUUUUUAACGUCGAUUCGCUACCAUGACAACGCUAAAAGGGACAUACAUGGAUACGAGGGACGCCGCCCCCGCGAUUCAUAUCACAGGGAGGCCCAAGUAUAUCGUAUCGGUUGACGAUACUCUUGUUUACAAGAACGCCAAAUAUUUUUGUAAUACAGUAAUCGAAACGGAUCUUGGAAGUAAGCAGAUGGAAAUGGAAAAUCGUCUUGGUAGACAGGCCUCCAGCAAAGAGGCUAUAAUGUCUGACGAGCUUAAGCAACUGAAGCAUCAGGAGUUCAUAGAUCGCAAGCGGCGCCAACAACUGCGCAACGAAUGCGAGGAACUUCGGGAAUUGGCUGAGCAGCUCCGAUUGGCAUCAAUUACAAAGGAGCUCGAAGAGCAUAUUUCGGAAACCAAUAGAAACCGAGAACUGGCCAAAAAUGCCAAAGCGGUGGGUUUGCAGCGUGCCGAAGCUAAAAGACAGCAGGACUUGGCGAUGCAAGAGCAGGAGGAGUUGCUCAAGAAGGAACAGCAAAUAGAGCUCCACAAGACGUUGUCAAAACAAAUCGAAGAGAAGCGGCAACAACGCCAGCUUCGUUAUGUAGAGACGCUGACAGAGCGGGAGAUGCGCAUGGCCAUGCAGCAGCAAAUUGAGGAAGAAGACAGAGCAGAGCAACUGGAGCUAAACCGAUUAAAGCUCAAAAAACGCGACGAAAUGAUUACAUUCAUUAAUGAGCAAAGGGAAUACAAAGAACUGCAAAGGGCUAAGUCUGACGAGGAUAUUUUAAAAGUACUUGAAAAACAAUCGGAGAUAGCUGAGCAAAAGCGCCAAAUGGAGGAGGCAAAGCUGGAGGCUCAACGUAAGCAAGCGGAGAUUAGAACGCGAAUUGGUCAUCAGGUGUUUGAAGUUGAGGAGCCCCUACGUCAACGCUACACUCUGUUGGUCGAUCUGCUGAUCGCAGAGUACAAAGCCAAAGACGAUGAACUCUACCGGCAGCAGCUCAAGCAGAAGCAAUUCAACCGGCAGCGUGCCCGGCAGGAGCUGGAACUUUAUCGCGCUGAAGUAAAUGAGCGCAACAUCGAAAAAGCUCGCAAAAAGCACGAAGAAACAGUUGAAAGAAACCUUAUGUGCCCCGAUGAGGGCCCCGAUGGCAUUAAUAAAAGGGACAUCCAGGAACGUCAACGGCGGAAGGAGCAUGGUGUCUUACUGCUGUCCAUGAUUGAGGACAAUAAACGCAAACGUGCUGAAGCAGCUGCUGAAAAUAUGCUGUUCUUCGAUUCAAAAGCCAAGGCAGAAGCCGAGCGGCAAGAGCGCAUUCAGGAAGAGCGGCUGCAGAUGCUGGGCUCUGUGCCGGCUUCGGUGCUGCAAUAUCUUCCAAAACAAGUGCUUACGGAUUCGGACCGGAAGUAUUUUAACAUACAGAAGAAACAGAAAACGUUUAAGUAACAGCGUAAUUGAUCACCAAAAGAAGCAUUAUCGGGCCAAGGCUAUUUUAAAUUUAAUAUUGUAGCUCAACAAUAUGGAUAUGAAGAUAUUUACUUAAUAGGAAAAUCCUGAGCUGGCAUUUCAAAUACAGGCACCCAACCCGCCCCUGUGCCUACGUGACGUGUCGCAUACAUUGCGUGGUGUUGCCGUACUUUUUAGAAAUAGUAAACAAAAUUUAAGGCUUGUACGCCAAUCACGGUAUAGUUGCAAAUAAUCACUGUUUACGCGCAAUAUUUCUCAUUUUACUAUGCAAAAUUGAGAUAUAUAGUUUGGAGUAUAAAAACCAAAGAUUUCAUUUCGCAUCAAUAAAGAAUGGUUAGUUCAUCAAA